This is a messenger RNA of Eruca vesicaria subsp. sativa (arugula), 1992 nucleotides long. Lineage: Eukaryota; Viridiplantae; Streptophyta; Magnoliopsida; Brassicales; Brassicaceae. The record is from the annotation of a GenBank genome assembly.
UGUUUUUCUCCCACACAGGUCAAGUGACGACCCAUAAAAAGAUCCGACUCUCUCUUCAGAUUUCUCUUCGUUCAUUCGAUCCACACACACAAGGAACCCCAAAAAAGUCUCUUCCUUUCUUCUUCUAAUGGAUGGUAACGUGGGUCAACCGGCUGCUGAUACAGAGAUGUCUGAAGCUACAGGCGGUGCUGCUCCUUCUAAUCAGAUGACGGGGAUAGAGAAUAUUCCGGCGACUCUCAGCCACGGAGGGAGGUUUAUACAGUAUAACAUAUUCGGGAACAUCUUUGAGGUCACAGCUAAGUAUAAGCAUCCCAUCAUACCUAUUGGCCAAGGUGCUUACGGCAUCGUCUGUUCGGCUAUAAACUCUGAAACUAAUGAGAGCGUUGCGAUUAAGAAAAUUGCAAACGCUUUUGAUAAUAAGAUUUAUUUAAAGAGGACUCUCCGUGAGAUCAAACUGCUUCGUCACAUGGAUCAUGAGAAUAUUGUUGUAAUCAGAGACAUAAUACCGCCACCGCUAAGAAACGCUUUCAACGAUGUUUACAUCGCUUAUGAGCUAAUGGACACUGAUCUCUAUCAAAUCAUACGGUCUAACCAAAUUUUAAAGGAAGACCAUUGCCAGUAUUUUCUUUACCAGAUCCUGCGUGGAUUGAAAUACAUUCAUUCAGCAAAUGUGCUUCACCGUGAUUUGAAACCGGGCAACAUCCUCCUCAACGCAAACUGCGACUUGAAGAUAUGUGAUUUCGGGCUAGCUAGAGUCACGUCCGAGAGUGAUUUCAUGACUGAGUAUGUUGUCACGAGAUAUUACCGUGCACCAGAGCUGCUUCUAAACUCUUCUGAUUACACUGCAGCUAUCGAUGUUUGGUCUGUUGGUUGUAUUUUCAUGGAGUUAAUGAACCGUGAGCCACUAUUUCCUGGCAAAGAAAAUGAUCAUCAGCUUCGUUUGCUCAUGCAGCUCAUAGGAACUCCAUCAGAAGAAGAGCUUGAGUUCUUGAACGAAACUGCAAAGCGAUACAUUAAACAACUUCCACGAUAUCCUCGCCAAUCCAUGGCUGAUAAGUUCCCCACAGUGCAUCCUUUAGCUAUAGACCUUAUUGAGAAGAUGCUGACUUUUGAUCCUAGACGCAGAAUCACAGUUUUAGACGCUCUGGCACAUCCAUACCUGAAUUCGCUGCAUGACAUCAGUGACGAGCCUGAGUGCACCAUACCUUUCAACUUCGAUUUUGAGCAACAUGCGCUCUCAGAGGAGCAGAUGAAGGAGCUUAUCUACCAUGAGGCGCUUGCUUUCAAUCCAGAAUAUCAGCAAAUAGUUUGAAGAAAUAGCAUUGGGGAGAUGAGAAUGGGAACAUGUUUGGUUUGAUCUGGACAUCAUUCUUGAAAAGAACAAGCACCAUUGUUUGUCUUUUGUGUAUACACUUGUGAGAGAUGCUUGAAGGGGAUUGGGAUCAACGGCCUCAAACUUUUAGUUUCUUUUGUUUUUUUUUGUCUCCUGUAUUUUACGUAUUUGUAAGUUGCCUUCAUUUUUCUUGUUGCAAUUAUUAAGACCUGAUAAGUUCAAAUCAACUGAGAAAUAGUUUUCAUUGUGUCAAAUAUUGCUGAAAUACAAAUUGAGUAUAUGAUGAACAAAAGUCUCAAGUCUUCAAGUGUGUCAACUCUUAAGGCUGCCAAAGAAUUUAGAUAAAGGCACAGGGCCAUCAUCCUCAUCUUUUCUCUUGCUUGAGUGUCUUCCUUUUGAUUUGUGUUUCUUCUCCCUUUUGGAUCUUUUAGAACUUGACCUUGAUCUUCUAGAUUCUUCUUCGUCGCUACUUGAUGAUUCGGAGGAUGAACUCGAGGAGGAGCUUGAGUCAGAAGAAUGCCUUCUUGAACGCUGCAAAUCAAGAAACACAAUGUGUGUGUUAUUAGAAGCUAAGCUAAACAACAUAACAGAAUACGUUCAAACUAAACUCAAUGUAGUUGUUAUAAGCAAAGACACCUUUCUCUUUUUGCUUUUCUUUC